GGAAGUUCUGGACCGUUGCUAACCAAACUAACGCGUACUCUGCGGCAGUGGCUGUCCUGCAGCGUGAACUGAAAUGAGUUACGUAUUAAUGGUUUAAGCUUCUGGAGAAGGAUGCAUUGCUCGGACGAGUGCGUGACCGUGGGGCGCCCUGACUCACCUUGCCUGGCGCGGGUGUCUGGCCUAGUGAACCCCACCCCUGUUGAUGCUGAAGAGCUGGAGCUGCUGGCGGAGCUGCAUCUCUCCCCAGAGAAGCUGCGAGCGCUGACUGGGGCGGAGGACCUGAACGAAGUCACCGUGCUGGAGCUGUGCGUCGACACGCGUCAGAGCACUCUGAGCAACCUCGGCUCCUACUUGCCCAAGCUGGUCCAGCUGAAGAUGAACGGCAGUGUUAUUGCAUCGGUGAGGGACCUGGGUACGACGUUCUCUCGCUUGCAGGUCCUGUGGAUGGCUCGCUGCGGCCUCGCCGACUUGGACGGGAUUCUCGCCUUCGCCUCCCUCAAGGAGCUGUAUGUGGCCUACAACGAGAUUUCGGAUCUCAGCCACAUCAGCCUGCUGGAGCACCUGGAGAUACUGGACCUGGAGGGGAACAGCGUGGACGACCUGAGCCAGGUGCAGUACCUGGGCUUGUGCGGCAGCCUUAGGGCCCUGACUCUGGACGGCAACCCGAUGUGCGCACGGCCACACCCUGACGCUCCCCAGACGGAGCUCUAUUGCUACCGGUCGGCAGUGAGACAACUGCUCCCGCGGCUGCACUACCUGGACGACGUCCCGGCCGGGGACACGGGCGCCCGCUGCGGCGCAGACUCCUUGGAGGACCGGGCUCUCAUCAGGGAGUCCAUCAAGGAGGCAGUCUCCGGGCCGCCAGAGGAGAGAGCAGCCAGCGCGGGUUUCUCCUUUCGGCCGGGUUCGGCCCAGCGUCCCGGAACGACUCCCCGACCCCUCAGCGGAGCCACAAGCAGACCUGGUACCGCCAGGUCAAUGUGCUCUGCCGGCUCCAGGCCUGGCUCGGCAGAUUCGGGCCCGAAGUGCAUAGACCCGGGAGCCAGCGAUCUGACCCACGGCACCGGGCAGGUCAUGUGUGGGAACCCAGGACAAGCUCUCCGCACGCGCCACCGGAAGAUGAACCUCCUGGACCUCAGAAGCGAGGACCCCAACCCCUUUGCCCACCUCCAGCACGUCCCGGAGCGCUCCUUUGACCUGGACGAGCACGACGGCAAGGACCCCGGAGACGUGUUGGCGGAGCUGAUGGUCUGGAGGGAGAAGCACAACAGUCGGCUCAUCGCCAUAGAGAGGGACCGUCAGGCGCAGGUGAUGAAAGUGUCCCACAGUGAUGGCGAGGACGAUGAGGAUGAGGAAGAGGGCAGCAGAGGUUCAACUCUCAGCUCCAUGAGCGAUGAGGAGGAAGGUGGAUGCGGAGGAGCUGGAAUCGAUCACUGGAGCAGCGUGGAGUCACCAGACUCCUCCUUCCAGUCUCCUGGCCCAGAAUUUCUGCACGAGAGAGAGGCUGCGUCCCCCGAUAUCCUGAGACAACCUCUGUCUCCAGAUCUCCCUCUGUUCCCGUCUCCACCCCUUAUGCCCGUGGCACCCCCCGCUGGCCGCAAGGUAUUGUCGGAGAUGCGAAGGCGCAGGUUCCGCUUCAAGGUUCCGGAAAUGGAGGUUGUGAAGGACACAGAUGAGUCCGUUACUACGGAGACUGGAGGACGGACAGGUGUGCCGGUGUUGAAGGCCAGGAACCCAAAGAUCCCUCCAGCCCCGGGUCCCUGCAGCGCUUGGCCCCAGAGACCCACGUCCAGCCCUGCCGCUCCACGCAGCAGGAUGAAUGGGAGCGCUGAGCUCCACCCUGUCAACAGCCAUCAUCCCGACCCUGACGCAUCCUCUCACCUGGUACCCCUUCCACCCGCCUGCCCCCGCCCCCACACUGCCAGGGCUGCCAUCCAGAGACCCCCCAGGCGGCCGGUUUUCACACCCGAUCGGGGUUCCACUCACUGCAGCUGAAGUCCUGCUGCCUCUGGCAUUAGUGGAGCUCUGCACUGGGGGCUUUCUCACUUUGGCGAACAUUUAUUAUUGCUUCGCUGGCAAGUACACUUUGAAGGGCGGUAUCAUAAUAUCAGGUUUUUGCAAUAUUUUAAGGAAUUUUAAUCAUUUUCAGCAACUACUUGUAAAGGACGGAAGGAAAGGACUCAAUGUAAAAUAUAUCUAUAUUUUUGUGGGAGGAUUGAAUUAAAAGCGACUACUGAUCACAUAUUUUUGUUACAAUAAAACGAAAGUUAUGUUGCCUGAAAAGUGCAGCUAUGAAAGUGCAUGUGAAA
Molecule: messenger RNA, 2309 nt
Organism: Scleropages formosus (Asian bonytongue)
Lineage: Eukaryota; Metazoa; Chordata; Actinopteri; Osteoglossiformes; Osteoglossidae
Gene: lrrc56
Product: leucine rich repeat containing 56
Exons: 13
Coding region: 112-1995 (627 amino acids)
Molecular function (GO): protein binding
Source: RefSeq, a predicted model, not a curated record